This is a messenger RNA of Clarias gariepinus (North African catfish), 7725 nucleotides long. RefSeq names its product synaptopodin 2-like protein. The record is from RefSeq and is a predicted model, not a curated record. Gene Ontology annotation, molecular function: actin binding. Gene Ontology annotation, biological process: positive regulation of actin filament bundle assembly. Lineage: Eukaryota; Metazoa; Chordata; Actinopteri; Siluriformes; Clariidae. Gene Ontology annotation, cellular component: nucleus; actin cytoskeleton; Z disc. The transcript is spliced from 4 exons. The coding region runs from base 1077 to 4181 and encodes 1034 amino acids.
CCAAGGAUGAGAGAGGAGAAAAGGAGAGAGUGACUGGGAGGAGAACAGGAGGAGGGUCUGGAAAGCUGACUUACACACCUUCACACACAAACAUACACACACCUACACACCCACACACACACACACAUACAUAGAGUGAAGCCCAGGAGAGUCCAGGUGGGAGUGGUAUAGAGGGAAACUAAGUUCAUCCUACCGAGGUCAAAACCUGAGGUUCAUUCCGAAGACACCAUCUGUUUCACUCUGCUUCAUCUCCUUGGACCUAAUCUGAACAGGACAAAUAAACCCAAUGCUGAGUCUAACAUUGAUUGAGAGAACACACAGGGUUUAAUUGAAGCCACCCAAGCAGAUGUCCAUCAGUAAUGUGAGAAUAGAGUGACUGUUAGUAGAAACGUAUGAGGAGUUAUAAAUCCUGGUUGAAAUGGGAAUGUUUUGAACCGUGAAGUUCGGAAAUUCACGCGACCUUUUCAAUGAAUAGUGCUUUCAUGCUCUAAUGUAAUUACAGCAAGCUACAGUACGUCACCUUACUUUCGAGACAUUAUUGGCGCUUGUGUCUUUUGAGAACUGUGACCUGCCCGGUGGAGAUUGUGAUAUAUGAGCAAAGGGGAGUGUUUGGGGCCUGUGAGAAGAAAGAGAGGAAAAGAAAUGUCUGGAUCGCUGAGGAAAAACAAACCCGAAGAAAACCGUGGAUGGUGUUUCAGCUUUUACCGGCGCUGCAGUGGAGCACAUCGUCAAUUGUGAAAUUCCUUUGGCUGUUUUCCAUUGGAACUGGUCCAGGGUGCAUGUAAAGGAAUCUCCCGGGACUUUGUUUAAGUACUUGAGUCAUAUUGUCUUGCAUCGAAAGUAAAAGUGCAUCUCUCUCUUUCUGCUUAACGGCUUGUUCCCGAAAAGGACUUAGACGCUGAAGCUGUAACUCUCGAUAUUGCUUUUUUCUUUUUUUUUUGGCCUUGAAAGGAGAGCAGCACUUGAAAUCCUCCGUUCUGACCACCCAUAAGGCUUCAAGCACAGGCACGCAGGAAAAACUAGACUUCUAAACAAAAACCCUCGGCUUUUUUCAUUUAAUCCCUUGAAGCAGCCAGAUGGAAACAGGACACAACCCCGUCAGGAGAGGGAUGAGCUGGACUGGAUGCGGUACCACGAGCCAUGGUACCAUGAUCUCAUGUGAGGAGGACACAGAAAAGACUGGAACUGAUUCCUGGGAAAAGGAGACGCACAGCUGGGUCAAAGCGAAGCCUCUGAUGACCUCCAGCAUCAGUCACCCAGUGCGGAAAACAAAUCUUGGCCGGAGCGCCAGCUUGUCAGAGAAGGAGCUGAAAGAAGCGAGGACACGAAGUCAGAUUAUCGCUGCACAACUGACGGUGCCGUCGAAUCCCAACUCCCGCGGUGUCCAGCUCUUCAACCGGCGCAAAGAGAGAGUAAACGCUUUCACACUUGUGAGCGUUUCCGGAGAAGGAGAAGGAAACCACCAUGAGACUCACAAUGAACCUGACUCACCGUCUCCAAGUGCAUUAACAUGGAACAGGGAGUGCUCAACUGACAGCCAGUUCAAAGACUUGAAACACAGAAGAAGUGAAACGCAACUUCAGUGGCCAGCUGUCGAAAUACUCAGCAAGGGGCAUAAAAUGGAGGAGUCUAGGGAAGUAGUGUGUGAAGCGGAAGAAGAUAUUGUGCAGGAGAGGCAUUUUCUUCCUGUAAAUGAUAAGAAUGAAGAUAUUCCUGAGCAUGGAGAACCGGUGAAGGAUGUAACCUCUGGUGGUGACAAUAGUCCUGCUGUUCCUAAUCAAAACCAAGAAACAGAGCAGCUAAAUGGGGCGUAUGAAGAUCCUUUGGAGACUCUUAAAGAUGUCCAAAAUAGAAGCCACACCACUGAGACCAAUAGUAAACCUGACGAGUCAGGAUCGAAGCAAGCGUCCAUCACUAACAGGACAGCUCGACCCUUUUUUUCCCCUGUUGCUAUGAAAACGACAGUAUCCAGUGAUCUCUCACGAGUCAUCUCUCCCAUCCCAGCUCAAUAUAAAUCACCUUCAAAUUCAUAUUCUGGGCAAGAACAUUCAACUUUUGUUGUAUCCUCCAGGAAAGUGUUCUCCCCUCCACCUCCAGCUCCUUCAUACCCAACCCCUCCACUUCCUAGCUACACAAGCCUACCACCAUCUAUUCCAUCUGAUCCUCCUCCACCAUCAGCAAUGUCCCCCCCUCCACCAUCUGCAUACUACACUCCUGUGACCACACCAAGCUCCACCUAUGUCCCACAGCUGCUGGCUGACAGGAGGUCAGUCACGCCUACUCGCACAGGCAUCCUAGAAGAAGGCCGAAGUAGGCGGACUAACCGCAAGCCGAUGUUUACGUUUCAGGAGAAGCCAAAAUUAGCUCCCAAUCCCGAGCUCUUGUCUCUGGUCCAAGGAGCAGAUGAGAAGAAAAGACACAGGGGACAGGCAGAAACACAUCAGGAAGAGGAGCAGCUGGCUCUAGGGGCAGAAGCCUCCAAUUUCCUGGUCAAGGAAGAGAGUGGUGUGGAAGAGGCUUUAGUGCCAGAGUGGGCGUCAACACUGAGAAGCUCCAGGACUCGAGCCAGGGUAGAACACAAGCCUGAGCAAUCCCUGACCAACGCAUCUGGCAAAGGAGCAGAGCUGUUUUCCAAACGACAGACCAGAAUGGAGAAAUACGUUCAUGAAAACGUAGAGGGUCUAAGAUCACCUUCUCCGACCAUGUCUUUGCCUCCAUCAUGGGUGUAUCCUUCAAACAUGCCUGGCCGUGUCAAGGCCAUGAUUAAUGCCUCCAAUGUCACCACAGAAAUUUCCAAGACGAUCCAGGCCCAGCACGCCACACAGAAAAAGAAUAUGCCAGCGAAGGCACCAGUACCAGCUCCAGUCGUGGAGAACCCGACACUAGAGAAUGGUUGCACAAGAGUGGAAAUGGAGCUGUCCCGGCACCAGCCUUACCAGAUUAAUUCAUCGCUGUUCAUCCUCAACCCAAUCAAGGAUCCUGUAAGCACUCUUCCCAAAGCAGCACCCCCUCCCAAACCUGUACUGAUGUCAUCUUCAUACUCCAAACAGACCUCUCUUCCAUCUACACCUAUCCCAAGCCAAUAUGACUCACAUGCCUACAGAUCAACUCAUUGCUUCUCACCACCUACGAUGCCUCUGGAAUCACAGAGCAGGGGUGUGACCUCCCCUGUGUCAGGUUUACCUCCUGGUCGUGUGACUUCUCCUCGUUCAGCAAUACAGGCACCAAAGCCCACCUUCUCAACUAAGAAGGCUGGGAUUACCCCACAGGUUAAGGAAGAAUCUCCAGUUGCACCUCAGUGCAACAGCCCCAGCAGCCCAACGCCUUGGACACCGAACCUGACCCGCCGCCUGAGCAGCACAGACAGAUCCCCAGGUGCAGUGUGGACCCCCGGCAGCCAGCGCAGCUCUUUCUUCACCUCACCACCACCAAGGAACAUCCACAACCCAAUCAACUCUGUUCCCUCUUCACCAACACCGAGGUCGAUCCAUAAUUCCGCAACCUGCUCCUCAAACUCAGGCUCUUUUUACAACCCGGUCACGUCCUCUCUAACACCACAGUCUAUCCAGAACCCCAUCAGCCCUCCCCCAACCCCAAGACCAUUCCAAAGCCCAGUUGCUUCAUCCCCAAUUCCACAGUCCAUCAGCUCCUCCUCAGCUCAAAAACCCCGCAAAAGUUCUACCGCCAUCAUCUCACUGUCCAGGCCAACCAAUAACCGCGCUGCCUCUACUCCUGUAUCUCCACCCUGGGAAAACAGGUGCCAGUCCCCAAUCCCCCUUCAAGACACCACAGCCAAUCACCGCCUCCUAGCCAAGAACAUCAUCAAUGCAGCCAAACGAAAGAACAGCCUAUCACCUAGGUCCCUGAGUGGCCAUGGUCUCCUUAUGUCUCCAGUGAGCAGUACCAUUUUGCCUUUUGACACCAAAUCUCCGAGUCCCUUUCAGUCUCCUUUGCUAGGCUCCCAGUCACCCACAUUCACCAGCCCCCCAGCCACCCCCAACCAAAUUGUCCGGUCCCCCCUGCGCCUCUACACCACUCGCUCGCUUACAGAUUCAGAUGCCUCAUUGGAAUCAGAGGACUCUGGAAUGCGUUCCCCCGGGCUCCGCAGCCACAACACCUGCCCUCGUGGCUGGUCUGGAAGCUUGCGUCUUAAAAGAGGUGGCAUGUCAGAAGACCUGUAGGUUGGAGCCCUUAUGAAGUAUGAUCUUUGGGUUAGUGCAUGGACUAUUCAGUGGGUUAGAACAGUGGUCAUCUUUCAUCCUUCUGAAGACUUACCUGUAGACUUUAUUUUACAACACUUUAUUCAGCUACAAUGCUUGGCUAUGCUUUUGCGUGAUGGACAAAAAAAAAAAAAAAGACAAGUGGUCUAAAGGGAAUACACAGUGUAUGCAAUGAAAGAUCUUCUAAAACAGCGGACAAACGUUUUAAAAUGAAUUCCUCAAACCAGUCCCUUGGGUUUGUGACUACUGGAUGAUGUAGAAUGGAUACAGUCUAUUGACCAGGGAAAAUGGAUUACAAAUUAGGAAUAACUGAGAAUGGAUAAGAGCAAGGCCUAUAAUCCGUGGGUACUAACGAAUGAAUAAGAGAAUGUACUGCAAUCAAGGAAUCAAGAGAAUGGACUACAAUGUAGGAAUCAUACAAAAAGGACCGGUUGACCAGCUAUAAUCAAAGAAUUCUAGAGAAUGGAUAGGAGAAUGGACAACAAUCAAAGGAUCCUAAAGAAUGGACAACAAUUAAGGGAUCCUAUAGAAUGGACAACUAUUAUGGGAUCCUAGAGAACUGAUAAAAGAAUCAACUACAAUCUAGUAAUCCUGAAGUAUGUGUGGGAGAUUUGUCUAUAAAACGGGCCGAGACUGAUUCCUAUUUUAUUUCUCUUAUUCGUUUACAUUCUGAAUGUAAUGCUGGGGGAGUUUGGGAUUUAAUCAACAUUUGUGUUGUAUCAUGUUAAUCUGCUUGGAUUUAUGAAGCAAUAAUGAAAAAAAAAGCCUUUUAUUUUUUUGAUCAGUGGUAUUCAGUCUCAGACAGGUUUCAUUUUCUGCACACUUUUUUUUGGUGUUAUUUUAUGUGCUCUGCCACACCUAAUGAUGGACUUGGUAAUAGGACUGAGUGGAACCAGGUGUGUGUUGAAUGAGGGGAAAAACACUAGCCUGUGCAAUAAAAGCCCAUGCCUGGCACUGAAUACCUCUGCUUUUACUGCCUUGCACCUGACUGUUUGUUGUUUUGACAGACUGCACAUCUCCUUGCAUUGCUUUACCAAAGAAUUUCAAAGGCUUUUGGUGACCAAAGAAACGUUUGACAAGUGCCUUCGAAACAGUGUUAUACAGUAUAUUCUCAUUUUUCUGCAUUUUGCCUCAUUAAUUUUUUUUGUUGUUGUUCUUGUUGUUCAGUAUUGAUUUGGGAUCAUUGGAAUGCAAUGGCAUGUAGUUUACUGGUGAUGGAGAAAGUAUUGGAUUGGUACUGGACAAGAUGACUGGAAGUAAUUUCUGAAAGGGGAAAGGUCCUGAGUGUUUCGUUAUAGAGAACUGAUUGGGUUGAAUAGUAAUGUUCACGCCUGGGAAUAUUAUUACAUGCUAUAAAAAUAGCAACCUGAUAGGUAGCUUGCUUGAAAAAAUACAGUUAUUAAACUACGCUUUUAGGAAACAGUUAAAGGAAUCUGGUGGAUGAUGGUGAUAUAUCAUUUAGUCUAAUCCACAGUUUAGUGCAUACACAGACAAUUUCUUUUAUCUAAACAAAAGGUUGUAACGGAAAUAAAAAAGGGCAACAAGUGUACAGUUUAAGAAAGUCGAGGUGUAGUUUGGGUUGAAGCAUGUUGGAAUGUGUAAAGAAAAAUCUAGGAAUGCAGCAAAUCAAUUGACAAAUGUGAAAAUUGUAACAGACAACAGUGUUCUGUCGUCAUGUAGACAUUUACAUGACCUUUAUUUCGAUUCAAAGAAGGCAAAGAAUAGUAAUGGAAGAUAAAAAAAAUCACAGUUUAAGACUGUGUAAACGGGUGGACAAAUCAUUGAUUCAUUCGCUUGACGAUCGGACACUUAAAUGCUCAGUAGGCUAAAAAGUCCCGUACUAAAGUACAGACAGCUAGUUAGCUAGCGAAGUAAAUAAAUAAAGAAUAAAUGUGACUGAUAAUAUGAUAAUGCAACACAUUGCAUUUCAAAUAGGAGCGAUGUUAUUCUGUCUUUGCAUUGAAUGUAAAAUACACUGCCUGGUCAAAAAAAGUCAUUAUUUCCAGAGGGUCAAAUGAUUGAGCUGGAUCAAGGGUUGGUCAGGUCUAGGCUCAGCAACGUCAAGUGACGAUGAAAUCAAGUCAGCUGAUGACCUGAAUUACCAGUAAGAGAAGUUCUGGGAGGGUGGCACUUGAUUAGUGGUUAGCACAGCAUGUAAGUUAGAACGUGCAUGGUGUUUGCAUGUUCUCCCCAUGCUUGGUUGGUUUCCUCCUGGCACCCUGGUUUCCUCCCAUGCAGAUUAGGCUAAUUGGUUUUCCAAAUUGCCCAUAUUGUGUAAACGACUGGUUGGUGUAUGUCAGGUUGUACACCGCCUUGGGCCCUGGGUAACUCCAGGUUUUUCCUGCGGUCAUGUACAAUAUGGGAUAAGUGGUAUAGAAGAUGAAUGAAUAAACAAAUGGUUCUGGGAGUAAGAGCAAUCAUUAUUUAAAUACAUGAAUCAAAACUAAUGCUGAUGGAAUGAAAUCUUAGGGUGUGCAACUGUCCAUUUUCUUUUGGACACUUUUUUCUAAAAGGUCUUUACAAUAUAAGACAGCUUUAUGCAUUGACUAUUUGCCCAGUAUUUCCGCAUACCAGUAUACCAUAAUCUGCACACACUAAUUAGUCUACCUAGUAACAAUCGUUCCACCAUGAACCAGAUUGUGUCUUGGCUGAUGUGUGUGAUGUAACAGGGAGUAGGGAUAGGGGUUUAUCGCAACAAAAAGAUGGUUUGAUGCAGUCUAAUGUGAUGCUUUUAAGAAAACUCACAAAACUGACAAGCAAUCUGUCCUUGUCCUUAAACCAUGGGCUAGUGAUUUGUCCACCCCAGUAUAUUGUUCCGAGGACCAGACAGUUCUAGAUGUUUAAUGUAAAAAAAAUAGGCAGGUAAUAGAAAUAGAAUAGAAUUUGUUUUACCAUUUUUUCACCUGAAGGAAGAGUUCCCCCAAAAACAUGUCCAGUGAAUGUAGAGACCAGUGAUCACAAUGCAUCAUUUUCAUAAUGGUGACUUCAAGGUCAAUGAUGGUUUAUGGUAAAAUAAACAGUUUCUAGAUAUAGAGAAGGUUUUACAGAUUGAAAAAAAAGCACAUACAGUAUAUAAUUUUUUUCUUCACUUUUUGCACUUUUUUUUGUACUCGGAAGCAUGCACGGAGCACGUCCAUCCAGUGUAUUACAAACCAAACAAAUCCUUUCACUAUUUCUAUAAAUUGCUGACCAUCUCGUUUCUCAUUUGGGCUCAGCGCCGCAUGCAGUCAUGAUCGACGGUCCUUACAGCAAACUUGCCUGAGGUGUGAAAAACCGAGGAUCAGAUGAGCGGCAAAUCCUAUGGAGUAUUGCGUCUCAACACAUGCAGAAGUGAUUCCUCUGUGGAGUCGCGACACUCUAUCGUGGUACAUCAGCAGAUUACAGAGUCGUCGCCUGCACAGACGCCCUGAGUGACAGGAACACCAGCUGCAGGGUGACUUGGCAGCUUGGACAAGAAUAUCCAGGUCUCGGCUAUUAGGCCCCAGCAAAACCAACCCCAGCCUUU